AUGGAAAAGAGUACAAUUGAUUUGAAUGUUGAAACUUCAUCGGCAUCGGCAUCAGCAUCUGAAACCCAUCAUAUAGGGCUGGAAAAUGUGGUUAUAGACAAUGAAAAUCUACCAAGCCAGAGAAGUAAACUCAAGUGGAGCAAAGAAGCAAAUAUACUUUUAAUAAGUGGACGGCUUAAUACAUCUAAGGAUGUUGUGGUAGGAAAUGACCAAACUUCUGCUAAAUUUUUGGAUCGAAUCGCAGAAUACUUCAAUACCAACCACAAAGGUGAAGAACGAAGAACUGGAAAACAAUGCAAAGAUCAUUGGGGCAAGAUGAAUCAAAAGGUGACGCGUUUCAAUGGGUGUUAUAAACGAGUACAACAAGCACAUCAUAGUGGUUAG
Cannabis sativa is the source of this 384-nucleotide messenger RNA. Its product is annotated as glutathione S-transferase T3-like. NCBI's taxonomy places the organism in Eukaryota, Viridiplantae, Streptophyta, Magnoliopsida, Rosales, Cannabaceae. Bases 1 to 384 code for a protein of 127 amino acids. The transcript has a single exon. The record is from RefSeq and is a predicted model, not a curated record.